GGAGAAGUAAAACAACAGAUUAGUUUUUGACGUGAUGUGUCAGUUUUUAUUCAGUAAUUUUUGGUAACAUUUGUGAAAAUACAUAGUGAUAUUUAGCAGAAUAUUAUAUCUCGAUAUACUAUGCAAAAUAAAUAUAUUUAUUCAGAGCAUAUAAAAUGAAGCAUUCUACUUCACCCACACCAUCACUGGCUGGGUCCAGUUAUGCGCCAUCCUAUGCAACAUCUCGCGGUCAAUCGCCACUACCGCCGCCUGCAAAUCAUACAAGAAAUUGUCUAUCAGCAACAAGCAAAAGUUACAAAUACCUACGGCGAUUACUCAAGUUUAACCAAAUGGACUUCGAGUUUGCUGUUUGGCAAAUGAUAUAUUUGUUUAUAUCACCACAAAAAGUUUACAGAAAUUUUAACUACAGAAAACAGACUAAAUCACAAUUCGCCAGAGAUGAUCCUGCUUUUUUAGUUUUACUUGUAAUUUGCCUUUGUGUGACCUCUGUGGUACUCGCAUGGACAAUGGGACUAAACUUUUUGCAGAGUAUUUCAUUCAUUUUAUAUGUUGUGUUUGUGGAUUGCAUCUUUGCAGGGAUCAUUGUAGCUUCGUUCCUCUGGAUAGUGACGAAUCGUUACUUGCGCAGCAGUAGUUUGGAACCUGAUAUCGAGUGGGGCUAUGCUUUUGAUGUUCAUUUAAAUGCAUUCUUUCCACCAUUAAUACUACUACACUUUGUUCAGCUGUUCUUCUAUGAUUGGGUUAUAAGCCAGCCAUGGUUUUUUUCGCGUUUACUUGGAAACACAUUUUGGCUUUGCGCGCUGAGUUAUUAUAUAUACAUAACAUUUUUAGGCUACAACUGUAUACCACAUUUAAAAAAUACGCGCCUGAUUCUAAUACCUUUACCGAUAAUAUUUCUUUUCUAUCUGGUGACUGUGAUCAUUGGCUGGAAUGUGACGAUUUCAUUUAUUAAUUUUUACAAAUAUCGUGUUUACUAAAAAUUUAAAGCAAUAAGUUAUAUAUGCUUUAUUAAUAGAAUUGUUUAUUUAUAUACUUAUAAGAAAGUUUACUACAUAUUUAUGUAGAUAUAGAAAGAUGUGUAAUAUUGAUAUUUCUCAGAAUAUAAACUGAAUCAGUUUUUAUUUACAGAACUGUAUUCUAACUUUCGUA
Molecule: messenger RNA, 1149 nt
Organism: Bactrocera neohumeralis
Lineage: Eukaryota; Metazoa; Arthropoda; Insecta; Diptera; Tephritidae
Gene: Unc50
Product: protein unc-50 homolog
Exons: 4
Coding region: 156-977 (273 amino acids)
Cellular component (GO): Golgi membrane
Source: RefSeq, a predicted model, not a curated record